Messenger RNA from Asterias rubens (European starfish), 4082 nucleotides. RefSeq names its product protein bicaudal C homolog 1-like. NCBI's taxonomy places the organism in Eukaryota, Metazoa, Echinodermata, Asteroidea, Forcipulatida, Asteriidae. The record is from RefSeq and is a predicted model, not a curated record. The transcript has 16 exons. Gene Ontology annotation, molecular function: protein binding; RNA binding. The coding region runs from base 525 to 3851 and encodes 1108 amino acids. Gene Ontology annotation, cellular component: cytoplasm.
GUGAAGUUUAUGAUCAGCAUGAAGUUUAUAAGUGGUGUGUCUUGGAACUGCAUUGGAAUGUUGACAAACAUUUCUUGAAAUGAUCAACACUCUGGGACUUUUAUUAGAGGAUUCCUUUAGAGAGUCUGUAAACAACUGUAGCAGAGAUCCAGAGGUGUUUUCAUGCUGUGGUACCUUCUCCAUGGGAUCUUUAGUUGUGGAUGACGAUGCUCAAGAGGUUAUGGAAACUUGAUUGCACCCUGUUCUGCUGAUGAAGAGAUAGUCUAAAAAUCAACCAAAACAUCUUAGAACUAAGAGGAACUCAGCUGUGAUUGGAUUGGAGUGUUGUGGUUUAAGUAGUUUGAAGAUUGUUUUGUAAGAAACUGUAAGAGUACGUGCAGACGCUUCCAAGUUGAACCUUGGAAGCAGUAUAAGUAGUGUCACCAAUGUGAUGAACUUCACUGACAAGAAUUCUGCCUCAGAAACAUUAAGAUAACCAGUCACGGAGAAACAUUCCAUCAUCUUUGGUGUAAAAAGAAAACGUAAUGGAGGAAGAUAAGACGGCAAGAUCUACCAUGGAGCAACACAGUGGAGACUUGAAGGCAUAUCUGACAUGUCAUUCAACGAACCAACCAACAAUCAAUAUGUCAGAGUGUCACACUACAGAUCCCCACAUCAAAGUAACUGGGAAGAUCGAAAAUAUAUCGGCAGCCAAAGAUAAAAUUAUGUCAGUUCUGGAUACAAAGAGUAACAGAGUCACCCUGAAGAUGGACGUCUCCUACACAGAGCACUCUCACGUCAUCGGGAAGGGAGGCAACAUCAUUAAGAAGGUCAUGAAGGAUACCAGAUGUCAUAUUCACUUUCCAGAUUCUAACAGAGGCUCACAGCAAGAGAAGAGUAACCAAGUCUCCAUCGCUGGGCAGAUUGGAGGAGUGGAACAGGCCAGGGCUAAAGUCAGGGAGCUACUUCCAUUGGUCCUUGUGUUUGAGCUCCCCAUCAGUAAUAAUCCAACACCAGACAUCAACUCACCGACAAUCCAACAAAUCGUCCAGGUGUACAACAUCGGCGUCAACAUGAAGCAAAGAGCAAGGGGGUACUCCACAACAGUGACCGUUAGGGGGUCCAGCAGUAACGCUGCGGGCAUCAAGGAGGGGACGUUACGAUUGAUGGAGCAUCUCAUUGGAAACUUAGGGGUAACUCUUCCAGUCAGCACCCAGAUUGAAAUAGCACCACAGCAUCAUCAGUUCAUGAGCGGACGAGGGGGUCUAAACGUCAAACAGAUCAUGCAGGGUACCAACGCCACCAUUCACUUCCCAGAUCCUAACAGCGCUCAACGGAAAAGUACAGUCUUCAUCUCGGGACCGGUUGACUCGGUCAUCAUCGCGAGACAUCUUCUCAUGGGAUGUCUGCCUCUGGUUCUGAUGUUUGACGUUAGAGAUGAGGUGGAAGUUGAAGCCACAAAGUUAGCUCAGUUAAUGGAACAACUUGAUGUAUUUAUCAGCAUUAAACCAAAGCCAAGACAACCUAGCAAGUCUGUCAUAGUGAAGAGUAUUGAACGUAACGCAGCCAACAUGUACCGAGCGAGGCAGGCCUUGCUUGGACAGGAGUGUGAAAGCUGCGCUGCUAACUGCAACAGCACAACACGAGGACUGAACGGUACGUCAUUACCCCUGACUGGAAUCAAUAUAACGAAUCUUGGUCUUCUGAACUCUAAUGUCCUAAAUGUGAAAGCAGGUCUUCUUUCCGUGAACGGCGUUAACGGCUUGUCCAGAGUUAGCCCACUCCAGAGUCCUAGGAACUCAAUCAGUGGUCAAGGGAGUCUGGCCUGGCCUGCUGCUGUAUCCCAACAAAAUAGUUUCCCCACGACGGUAACCCCAGUUCUCAUCUCCCAGCAAACCCUAAACCCCCUUCUCAUUUCCCAAAACACCCAACAACAGUCCAUUCCAAACCCCCAUGCAACGACGACACAAACCCUUUCAAACCCCACCCAACAUAACCCCGCCCUAAACCCUAAUCCCAGCCUCCACCUCGCCAGAACGACCACGCCCACAUCGCCCCCGCCCUUGGUCAACCAAGCACCUGUCUCGACAAUAGCCCAGAGUAUCGGACUUCAUCACCCCCCUCAAUCAGCAGCUGAUCCCGUGAGAGCCUAUGUAGUAUCAACCCCCGUGUCUGCGGUGACAAACACGGUGGCGAACACCGAGCAUCACAUAGUGCCACACAGAGUCAUACUACAGUCGGGUCUCAGAGUCAACAACCACCCUGAACCACGCAAUUUACUUGCGUCAACCAAACUGGGUACAGACCAGCAACAACACCUCACGUACCUCCCUCAGAGCAGACUGCCACACCCUGAUAUGCAUAGGGCGGCACACCCCACCCCAGAGCAGGCAAGGAUCGCCCAUCCCUCACCUCGGCAAGUAACACACCCGACCUCCCCUCCGCCUGGCUUGACUCAAGGAGACCCUAAGCUUUUGUCGACAGAGUUAGCGAGACUAGAGAUGGCUCACAGAGCAGCUAGAUUAAUAAGUUCGUGUGGAGGGGCUGAAUUAACAGAGCACAUCACUCAAGCUUCUAAGCUGGACAGGCAGAUCUCAAGCCCCGCUAAAGAAAAGGUGAUGAGUGGUAACCAUAGCAACACAAGUAGCAGCACCAGCCCCGCCCAGAGUCCUUGCAACAGUCCCAUCGACCUGGUCACCAUUACAACGGCCUCACCCAUCACCUCUCUGCAAGGUGUCAAUAACAACAACAAGAUGGGGACGCCAUCUAAUUUGGUGGAUCUCGACUACCUACAGAAUAACAUUUCUCCGAAUAACAGCAGCGGAAACCUGUCUGGAGUGUUGAUUGGAUCCAGAGGCAGGGGAACAAUGAACCUAUUGUCUGAUAGUAAAUUAGGAUUCGCACCAGGAGGGGGUUCAGCUUUACACACAAACAGUCGACGGUCGUCAGAAUCAGGAGGUGACUCUGAUAGUUCAGAUAAGCGAGCUCCCGGAUGCGAGAGACGAGACUGGGAACGAGAAUGGGGAGGAGACCGAGAGCAAGAGCGACAAGAAGAGAUGGACAGGCUCACCUUGCAGUCGACAUCAACGUCAUACUCUGUCGACUAUAACCACAAGAAACUACUUGCGAGUAAAGCUAUGAAGAGGAAGCCCAUUGUUAGUGAAGUGAGGCGACCGACAGAUACCUGGAGUGGCCUGGGAUUCUCCAAGUCUAUGCCAGAGUCGGCAAUUAGAGAGCAGCGCAAGCCAAAUGGGUUCUCUUUGUUCCAGAGAGAGACACUUCCAACUACUUAUGAGAAUUCCUUGAAGGAAGAGACGGAGAUGGACGGAACCGAAAGUAGCUGGCCACCUGAUCAGUCGAGUCCAUCAGACGAUUCAAUGAACUCACCGCAGCAUGAACUGCAGACAUCAGCAGCACCCGGAGAAUACCCAGCCAAUAGGAAAAAGAAAGUCACCUACACCAACCUAAGCUGUAGUAACUACAUCGAUGGGUCUUCCUUACCGCGCCAAACCAAAGGCUUAUGGCCAAGCGAGGACAAUACGUCUCAGACAGCGACCACUAAACCUGAUCUUGGGGAACUGUUUUUCAAACUUGGUCUGGGGAAAUACGCUGACGUCUUUCAACAACAAGAGAUUGACCUCUCAACUUUCCUGACCUUGACUGACAAUGAUCUGAAAGAGCUCGGCAUAACAACCUUCGGUGCAAGAAGGAGGAUGCGAUUAGCCAUUUCAGAUCUGAACAAGAAUCCAACCAAACCGUUUCAGUUUGGCUUUUCCAACACAUCUUCAAGUCUCCUUAACGACGGUUCUAAUGGAAGCAAUGGUUUAAUUCACUCUACUCACGGACACGAGAACACAACCAGUGUGUGGUAGUUCACGACGGGUUACCAGUUUUGCGUACCUUAGCAGUGUGCAAGACUGGUGGAAACCAGUCUCAGGGGUAACCAGUUUUCCCAUAUUGAACAUUUAUUGUUGUGAAGUGUGGUUGGUAUGGCACCAGGCUUAAUUGUUGUACUAUAGUAAUAGACCUUUUUAUAUAACAACCAAGCAGAUCCUUGCCAGUUGAUUGGAGGAUUGUCUGUCACGUGGUAGCAAAGAAAAGUA